Osmia bicornis bicornis is the source of this 2690-nucleotide messenger RNA. RefSeq names its product YTH domain-containing protein 1 (gene Ythdc1). Gene Ontology annotation, molecular function: N6-methyladenosine-containing RNA reader activity; mRNA binding. Gene Ontology annotation, biological process: regulation of alternative mRNA splicing, via spliceosome; mRNA splicing, via spliceosome. Gene Ontology annotation, cellular component: nucleoplasm. The record is from RefSeq and is a predicted model, not a curated record. The coding region runs from base 372 to 1748 and encodes 458 amino acids. The transcript is spliced from 6 exons. NCBI's taxonomy places the organism in Eukaryota, Metazoa, Arthropoda, Insecta, Hymenoptera, Megachilidae.
CGUCACGUAAUGGACGCCAUCGUUUAUGCUUGCGUGAGAAGAUAAUCGUUUAUUGUGUUUUCAUUGAGAAAAACACAAUUUCCUAUGGAAGUCUUUGUGUAUUUCGUGUUGAAAAAUAAUAGAAAAAGUUAUUGAACACAUGAUAGUCAUUGAGCAUUCUUGCGUGAGGUGCGAAGUGUGUUAGUGAAGAACGAGUGUGCACGUAAGUGUGUACGAGCUGCCUAAGAGAAAAGGUUUAAAGGCGCCAGAACUGCAUUGGCUUCAUACAAGAAAGCCCGAAAAAUCCAGAAAUACAAAGCCUGGAUGACGGGACAAGUUACAACAUACUUUUGAGCAUUAGUGAAAGUGAAUUUCAAAUAAAAAGUGAAAUUAUGGACAAUAAUACAGACGGAGACAACUUAAAUCUGAGCUGUGGAGAAAAUGAUAUAGUAGAUGAAUUAAAAAUUGCUGCAGAUGAAACUUAUGAUACACGCAGUGAGGUUUCAUCCAGUAGUUCAAAUUCUGAUUCUAGUCAACCCAGUAUAAGUUCUGUCUCAACAAAAUCCUCACGUGGAGAUAAUAAACGAAAUCGGAAAAAUAGAGGGAAACGUGGUAGAUCAAGAGAUUCUAAAUCUUCUAGUCCUGAAACAAAACGUGCAAGAUCCAAGGAAAGUAAAGGAAUUGCUAAAAGUUAUGAUUAUGCUACAAAAUUAAAUUACUUAUUCAGAGAUGCAAGAUUUUUCAUCAUCAAGUCAAACAAUGCUGAAAAUGUUACACUAUCAAAGGCUAAAGGUGUAUGGAGUACGUUACCUCAAAAUGAGGCCAACCUAAAUCAAGCUUACAGAGAAUCUAGAAAUGUCUUACUUGUGUUUUCUGUGAAAGAAUCAGGAAAAUUUGCUGGUUUUGCUCGACUUAGUACAGAAUCUAGAAGAGAUGGAGCACCAAUUUCCUGGGUAUUGCCACCUGGAUUGUCUGCUAAAGCUCUGGGUGGUGUGUUUAAAGUGGAUUGGAUAUGUAGAAAGGAAUUACCAUUUACAGCAACAUUGCAUUUAUAUAAUCCAUGGAAUGAUGGUAAACAGGUAAAAAUUGGUCGUGAUGGACAAGAAAUUGAACCAAAAGUUGCAGAAGAAUUAUGCAGACUAUUCCCAGAGGAUGAGGGAAUUGAAAUGACUCCAAUUUUGAGAAAGUCUAAAGAAGCGGCAAAACAUAUAAUGAAAUCUCGUUCAUAUCGAGAUAAUAGACCUGUUAAUAAUAGUUCUAGAUUUUUACGAUCAAGGGGUGGCAGAGGACGUAGACUUUUUUUAACCUCACGAUCUCGGUUAGCUUCUUUAGCUAGAGGAUCUUACUUAGCUGGUAACGAACACAGAGGAUCGAGAGAUCAUCAUCAUCAUCAUCGAUAUACUAGCUGGUUUAAUCGAAGCGAUUCUCCCUAUUCGAAAGGAUAUGGUAGUCCUGGAUUGGGUGUAGCUGCAGCAGCUGAAGCAUAUGUCGCAGAUUAUAUGCGUACUAUGCAACACCAAUUACCACCAUUACCUCCUUAUGCUGCACCUCAUCCUUAUGAUUCUUUACCUCCACCGCCACCGCCACCGAGGUAUUACGAUGGUCUACCAUUGCCUCCGGACUAUAGUGCAGCAGCUUCCGCGCUUGAAAAACGCAGUUACGAAAGAAGUGUAGAUGAAUUUUUAUGGAGAACAGCGAGUCGUCAUAGCCGACAUAGUGAUCAUCGAUCUUCCCGUGAUCAUCAUCAUAGAUAUAGAGAUCGUAGAUAAGAAAUUUUUAAUAUUGUCUUCAUUCAUUUACUCUUUCAUUUUUCAAUUCAUGCACAUGUUUGUAAGGGUUUUCAUGGUAUCGUGACAUUUAUAAUCAUGCAGUAAUAACUGUUCAUUACAUAAUUACUUGUGUUAGUAAUUCAGAAAAAUAUAAUUAAAAAUUUUUAUCGUAAACAUUUGGAUAAUGUAUCAUUUUUAAAGUAAACGAGGUACACUGUUGUCUUUCUGAUAAAAUGGUGCAUUCAGAAGUAUUUCAAUACUUCAUAUGUGUAAUAAUAAUCAGUAAAAAUUAGAAAUUUAAUUUUAUCAACCAUUUAUUUCAUGAUUAUGUAAAAAAAAUGAAAUAAUAAACAAAUGAAAGAUAAAACGAAUACUAUAGAACUCAACAGUGAUUCACAAUUGAUUAAAUCCUACAUUAUACGGAUUUAGUACUAACGAAAAGUAAGUUGUUCUUUUUUAUUCAGUAUUGUUUGUUUACUUUUAUAUUGUAUUAAAUUUAUAUAUUAUUGAUAUAUUCUUUUAUGAACUUCACACGUUACUGUUUAACAGUCUUUCUUAUACGUAGAAAUUUCAAUUGUGAAUCAAUAUAAUUAUAAUUAUAGUAUAAUCAAACUCGAAUUGGUGGAAUAACGUUCAAUAUAACAUUUCAAUAUAGAUCACUGGCAUUGAUUAAAAAAUUAACAUUUAUAAUACUUCAGAAUAAACACAUUAUUUAAUAUCAUCAUUAUUUCAGUUAUUAAGAUUUCAAAUUUCAUAAGAAAAUUGAUAAAAAUAGUCGUCAAUUAUAAAGUAUGGAAUACUUUCAGCACAAUUAACUUUUAAAUCAUUACCAAUUACGGAAACAGCCUAAUAUUACAAGUGUCUAUUAAAAUUAGCGAUUUAUGAUACCAUAUGUUUUCAGUGUUAUUUCGUAGUAAAGAAUAAAAAAAUAUAUUGGUUUAA